CGCGCGGGACGUGCCGCCGCGUCGUCGCAGGCUCAAUGGGCGGUGGCAGAGCAUGUGUACUCUGCUGUUGCUGGCCUGGGACCCUCUAGCCGGCCAGAAGCUGAAGCCAGGGGCUGCGGGAACACGGCCGCGGAGGAAGAGGGCAAGGACAGCCGGAGGCAGGCCGGGCGUCCCUCUCCGAGGCUGAAGGGCCCGGGCUUCGUGGGGGUCAUGGCAUCGCUGGCGGAGAGAAUGAGGGGCAAUGGGCGCAUCGCCGCCGGGCUCUUGCUCAACCUGCUGGUGUCCAUCUGCAUCGUGUUCCUCAACAAGUGGAUCUAUGUGCACCACGGCUUCCCCAACAUGAGCCUGACCCUGGUGCACUUUGUGGUCACCUGGCUGGGCUUGUACCUCUGCCAGAAGCUGAACAUCUUUGCCCCCAAGAGUCUGCCGCCUUCCAAGCUCCUCCUCCUGGCCCUCAGCUUCUGUGGCUUCGUGGUCUUCACCAACCUUUCCCUGCAGAACAACACCAUCGGCACCUAUCAGCUGGCCAAGGCCAUGACCACGCCGGUGAUCAUAGUGAUCCAGACCCUCUGCUACAAGAAAACCUUUUCCACCAAAAUACAGCUCACGCUGAUUCCUAUAACUUUAGGUGUAAUCCUAAAUUCUUAUUACGAUGUGAAGUUUAAUUUCCUUGGAAUGGUGUUUGCUGCUCUUGGUGUUUUAGUUACAUCCCUUUAUCAAGUGUGGGUAGGAGCCAAACAGCAUGAAUUGCAAGUUAACUCAAUGCAGCUGCUGUACUACCAGGCUCCAAUGUCAUCGGGCAUGUUGCUGGUCGCAGUGCCCUUCUUUGAGCCACUAUUUGGAGAAGGAGGACUCUUCAGCCCCUGGUCAGUUUCUGCUUUGCUUAUGGUGCUUCUAUCUGGAGUAAUAGCUUUCAUGGUGAACUUAUCAAUUUAUUGGAUCAUUGGGAACACUUCACCAGUCACCUACAACAUGUUUGGACACUUCAAGUUCUGCAUCACUUUAUUUGGAGGCUAUGUUUUAUUUAAGGAUCCGCUGUCAGUUAAUCAGUGUCUUGGCAUGUUAUGUACAUUAUUUGGCAUUCUUGCCUAUACCCACUUUAAACUCAAUGAACAGGAAGGAAGUAAGAGUAAAUUGGUACAACGUCCUUAAUUGGUUUUUUGUGGAGAAAAGAAAAUCACCCCAAGAAGACUAAAAAAAUGUUAUGCGUGCAAGUUGCUUUCAAAGAAGAAAAAAAAUUACAUUGCAGAAUUCAAUGAAUGAUAGUUUACAAGAAGUAACACAAAGGGAAUUUUAUAUGACUUUUUCAGUUAGAGUACCUUUAUUUUUAAGAACUUAAUUCACGCCUCUUUUCAAAGGUCAUGAUUGUAUGAAGUAUGUAGGAUGGUUUGGUUACACCAAAUGAAGUACAUGAAUUUAAAGUUCUGUAACAGCGACAAAGGACUUCAUAUCGCUAAACCACAGAUGUGUCCUGGGAGUUAAGUGUUCAUACUCUUCCAAAGAAGGACUCAUAGGACUUCUCUGCUUGCUUGUGGGUGGUCCCCAGUGUGAGCUCUCUUAUCAUUUUGGCCAGCAUUCAAGUCAGAAUUUAAACCUAGCAUUUCUGUUUUAGUUGGUUUAGUAUAACUUCCUGCUUAAUUCAUUUGUAGAAAUCCUAUCUAAUAAAGAGGAAAUAUGCUAAUUGACCCUCACACCAUUGCAAAGAUGGUGGCGCCCACAGCCAAUAAGGAAGGAAUAUGCUAAUUGACUGCCACACCCUCAAAGAUGGCAGCG
Messenger RNA from Myotis myotis, 1773 nucleotides. RefSeq names its product solute carrier family 35 member E3 (gene SLC35E3). NCBI's taxonomy places the organism in Eukaryota, Metazoa, Chordata, Mammalia, Chiroptera, Vespertilionidae. Gene Ontology annotation, cellular component: Golgi apparatus. The coding region runs from base 211 to 1152 and encodes 313 amino acids. Gene Ontology annotation, molecular function: nucleotide-sugar transmembrane transporter activity; antiporter activity. The transcript is spliced from 5 exons. The record is from RefSeq and is a predicted model, not a curated record.